Messenger RNA from Talaromyces stipitatus ATCC 10500, 894 nucleotides. RefSeq lists its product as uncharacterized. The coding region runs from base 1 to 894 and encodes 297 amino acids. Lineage: Eukaryota; Fungi; Ascomycota; Eurotiomycetes; Eurotiales; Trichocomaceae. Gene Ontology annotation, biological process: mycotoxin biosynthetic process. The transcript has 2 exons. The record is from RefSeq and is a predicted model, not a curated record.
AUGACAAAUCCCUUGGGGAAAGGUGAAGAGGCGAAAAUGGAAGCAGGAAGCGGUUAUGCCCUAAUACAAGACAACAGUGGCGACGUCGAGGAGCCGUUUUUACAGGACGGUAACAUUAGCAGACGAUCGAACUAUGGCACAUUCAUUCGUUCACCAGCAUGGGCGGUGACGACCUUGAUCUUGACUUUGAUAAUGGUCGCUGAGAACGUCUAUCUACUGAGAACACUUGAAUCAUCGAAGAGGAAUAGUACAUACGAGACGGGGUUUGACACGGAGCUUGAAGAAAUGAAACCCUCCAUCAAACUACAUCAAAAACGCUACACCGGCGCCAUCCGCGACCUUCCCAACGGCACUUUAUACAUGGCCUUCAACUCCUCCGAACCCCGAUACGUAGGGCCCCCCUCCCCAGAAAUUGACGAUGCAUGGCAAAACCUCCUCAAGGGGCGUUACAUCCACUUCACCAACGACGAAACCGCCUGGCUCAACACCGACAGGGACACACCUACUGGUACUCUCGAACAACUCCCUUCCCACGGCCACUCAAUCUCCACAACAGGCUACUACGGCGGUCCCGACAUGUUGCACAGUCUGCACUGCAUAAACGCCAUACGACAACAUAUUGGCAUGGAUUAUUACCAUGAUGAACAUGUGGCGUGGUUACCGGAAGAGUAUAGAAGGAUGCAUAUUGAUCAUUGUAUUGAGCAGUUGAGACAAGCUACGUUGUGUCAUGGGGAUAUGACCCCUGUAACGCUCAAGGCUAUUUGGACGAAUACGCCGCGAUGGGUGGCGUUGGGGCAGACGGAGAGGUUGCAUACGUGUAGAGAUGGGAUGGCGUUGAGGGAGGCGACGUGGGAAAGGGGGGAGGAAGUUGGGAGGAUCUCGUUUGGCUUGUAG